CUCUAACCCUACUGGCUCCUUCUCUCUCAUGAAACUUUGUGGGAGAGUCAUCUUUGAUGGUUGCAACUUCAUGGAUUGGAUCCGGAACAUCAGGAUGGUUACUCGUUACGAGGACAAGGAAUAUGUCCUCGAUAAGGAGCUAAAGGAGCUUGAUGAGUCUACUGCUACUCCUGAGGAGAUCGUUGAAUUCAGGACGCAUGAGAGAGAUGCCACUAAGGUGGCAUGCAUCAUGAUGGCCACGAUCACAGCCGAGCUCUAAAAGUCCUAUGAGGACUAUUACCCUUUUGAGAUGCACCAGCACUUGAUGGAAAGGUACCAUCAGAGUGCUCGUCAAGAGAGGUAUGAAAUAAUCUCCUCCAUGAUAACAACCCGAAUGAAGGAUGGUGAACCCAUCACGCGCCACAUGCAGAAAAUGCAAAGGAAUGUGGACCGUUUGUAGAAAUUGAAUGUGAACUUCCCUGAGGAGUUGGCAAUUGACAUCAUAUUGCACUCCCUACCCUCGUGUUAUGAUCAAUUCCGCAUGACAUACCACAUGAACAAGGAGGAAGUUACACUCAGCAAGCUUCAGGGACUUCUGAAGACCGCCGAAAGUGGUCUUAAAGGUAAGUCGGUUGUUACCACUCCUACUCCUACAGCUACCCCUGUUUUGGCUAUCGGGCAAGGAAAAGGAAAGAAGAGGAAGACCCCUUCGAAGGGUACCAAGGAAAAGUCUCUUGAAGGCUCCUCAUUUGGAACCAAAAGUGUUUAUGUCACUCCUUCUGCCAUCCCUAAGGAUGUUGAUUGCUUCUACUGUCAGAAUGAGGGGCACUGGAAGCGAAACUGCCCUAAGUACUUACAGGAUGUCAAGGAUGGGAAAGUGAAACCAUCCCAUGCAGGGCCUAAGAAGAAGUGAGGAUGUGGAGCACGGGAAGAUAAACCUGAUCAUGGGGAAUAGGAAGGCUUCACCUGUUUCCAAGAUUGGAGUUUAUACUUUGUUGCUAAGUAGUGGGUUAAAGUUAGAUUUGAAUAAAUGUGUGUACUCGUCAGAAAUGGCGAGAACUAUUAUUUCCUUUCAUGCUUUGUACAAACAAGGGUUUACCUUUUCUUUUGAUAAUGAAUGUGGUGGAAU
This is a messenger RNA of Lactuca virosa, 1108 nucleotides long. The record is from the annotation of a GenBank genome assembly. Lineage: Eukaryota; Viridiplantae; Streptophyta; Magnoliopsida; Asterales; Asteraceae.